Messenger RNA from Pristis pectinata (smalltooth sawfish), 4288 nucleotides. It is a transcript of the gene supt20h, whose product is annotated as SPT20 homolog, SAGA complex component. Gene Ontology annotation, molecular function: transcription coregulator activity. Gene Ontology annotation, biological process: regulation of transcription by RNA polymerase II. The record is from RefSeq and is a predicted model, not a curated record. Gene Ontology annotation, cellular component: SAGA complex. Bases 249 to 2663 code for a protein of 804 amino acids. Lineage: Eukaryota; Metazoa; Chordata; Chondrichthyes; Rhinopristiformes; Pristidae. The transcript has 24 exons.
UCCAACCGGCGGAAGAUGGCCGCCCGGAGGCUGGUGUUUCGGUGAAUCGAGUAACGGCUUCGGAUCGGAAUAUUUAUAAACUUCCAAAAACAAAAUACAGGGAGAGAGAGGAGAAGCGGGGAGCUCAAAAACUCCGCAAAUAGCUGGCGAUGGCGCGGGAACCGAAUUCAAGAUCCUUUGGAGAAACAUGACUUUCUGCCUGCAUUCAUGAUUUCUCUUCUGAUACCCAGGGCCCAAUUUCUUUCAUAAUGUAUCACGCUUUGGAGUAUGCAUUGGACCGUGCAGACUAUAUAAUUGGAUGUGCCAGGCAGCGACCUCCAAAAAGAAGGCAUUCAUCGAGUGGAAGGAAAUCUGUACAUCAGAAACUCUAUGAUUUGUACAUGGAAGAAUGUGAAAAAGAACCAGAGCUGAAGAAAUUAAGGCGAAAUGUCAACCUGCUGGAAAAACUGGUAAUGCAGGAAAGAGUAUCAUGUCUUGUGGUAAACUUAUAUCCAGGAAAUGAAGGUUAUUCACUGAUGCUCCGAGGAAAAAAUGGUUCAGAUUCAGAAACAAUCCGAUUGCCUUAUGAGGAGGGAGAACUACUGGAAUACUUGGAUGCAGAAGAGCUACCACCAAUUCUUGUAGAUCUUUUGGAAAAAUCUCAGGUGAAUAUUUUUCACUGUGGAUGCGUCAUAGCCGAAGUACGAGAUUAUCGGCAAUCUGGUCAUGUGAAAGCACUUACAUACCAAAGUAGGCACAUUCUACUUCGGCCCACAAUGCAGAGUUUAAUUUGUGAUGUUCAUGCAAUAACGAGUGACAACCACAAAUGGACACAGGAUGACAAGCUUGUCCUUGAAAGUCAGCUGGUACUCCAUACGGCAGAGCCACUAUGUCUAGACCCUUCCUUCACUGUAACAUGCACAACCAAUAAACUUCUUUAUAACAAACAAAAGAUGAACACUAGACCAAUGAAAAGGAAUAUGAAGCGGUAUUCACGACCAGCAUUGAACAAACAGCAGGAGAUAGCCCAGUGCACACCAUCACCUCAUCUUAAGUUGUUUGAUUAUUUACAAAAGAGAAAGGAAAGAAAGCCAGUGUUACCUGUUGACCUUAAAAUUUCAAGAGCUGGAAACUGUGUUGAUAUGUGGAAGCAGAAUCCUUGCCAGCUCACAGUGCCAUCUGAAAUUGAUGUGGAAAAGUACGCAAAAGUGGAAAAAUUUAUCAGAUCAGAUGACUUGCAAACAGUAAUCUGGCCACCCCAUGAAACAAAUGAUGAGUACAUUUUUGAGUGGGAAGGGACAGAUCAAGUUCAUGCAUCCAAAUUAACAAUCUACCAGUCACCAGAUGACCCCCUGUUUUAUGGUAAGAUACAAAUGAUGAAGGAGCCCAAACCAGAGGAAGAGAACAGACAUUUGGUUACUCACAUCCCGUUCCCUAUAGGUACAAAAGCAGAAGCCGACAGGUUUGUAAAGCAGUAUUUUGAGGUUUUGCAGCAGGAUACCAAGUGUCCAGUGAAGAUUUCCCAUAAUUCAGCUGGCUCAGUGAGUCAGAGUCACUUGUCUCCUGGGAAAGAAAUUGAGCAAUCUGAAGAAAUUUCCGGAUCCGUCCAGUCUUCUGUACUGGGGAAGGGCGUAAAGCACAGACCUCCACCCAUUAAGCUCCCUAGUGGUUCCAGUGCCAGUUCUUCAGGAAAUGUCUUUGGUCCAUUGCAACCAAGUGGCCAUCUGAAGUCCACAACUCCCCCUCCUCCCACUACCAAAAGUUCUAAUCUGUCUAGAAAGCAUUCAGUGGAUCAAGUGAACAUGCUCUCACCACCUGCCAUGUCUCCUGUGGGCUCAUCGCAAAGAUCUGGGACACCCAAGCCAUCUACCCCUACACCAACCAACACCCCUUCAUCAACUCCACACCCUUCUGAUGUUCAAACCCCAACAUCUACAGCCACUCCCACAGCUACCCCUUCUAUACAAGAAUCAGGCCUCAACCCGCAGACCCUUUUAACCCCUUUUGCCCAACAGCAGUUGGCUCUCAGUCAAGCUCUGCCAGUAAUGACCAUUCCUCUUUCCACCAUGGUAACUUCCAUUACAACAGGGAGUUCAUCCACUCAGGUGAUGACAAACUCAGCGGGUCUCAACUUCAUCAAUGUAGUGGGCUCUGUUUGUGGAGCACAGACAUUGAGUGGUUCAAACCCCAUGCUGGGGAGCAAUUCUGGUGCCAUAACCCCUACUGGUAUAAAUCUAAGCAGCAUUAUACCACCAGCAGGACUGGUGCCAAGCUCUCUUCCAGCUGCUAUGCAAUCUGCAGCCCAAGCAGGUGGUUCAUUUGUUGGCUUAAAAAAUGCUCCUGGUUUCAGACCUCUGAAUUUGCUUCAGCUGUCAAGUGGCCCACCAGUGAUCUACAAUCCACUACAGCAGCAACAGCUCCCCCAGUUUUCUCAGCUACAAUCAUCCCAGCAGUCUGCAACUUCCAGCCCUCAACAGCAGGGAGAACAGAAUUCUGACCAGGCUCCAACUAGCCAGGAACAGGCUUUGACAGCUCAGCAGACUGCAGUCAUCAACCUGGCAGCAGGUUUUGUGCCUCCUCAGGCUGCAGCAGUUGCGAUACUUGCAGCAUCAAAUGGCUAUAGCAGUUCAAAUUCGUCAACAGCAGCAGCAGCAGCAGCAUUCAAGCAGCCAGUCAAAAAAUAAAAGGAAAAGAGGGACUCCAACUCCACCAAAAUCAUGAACCAUCUCAUGGUUUUACCUUUAAGGCUGCUUCUGGAACUUAACUUUUGUGGUGGUGAAUGUUUUUUAAAAUAUUUUUAAAAUGAAACCCAUCCAUAGUGUAUAUAGUAUAAUCUUUUGUUCCAGUAAGAAUAAUUUUCUGAACACGAGUUUAAAAACAUGUAUAUAUUUAUUGAUUUGAAAGAAAAAAAUAAUUGGUUUAUUGUACAGCCAAACUUUCACUUGCAGGUUCAACUAUUCUCUCUCUUUUGUGUUUAUAAUGGGUGUUACACUCUUAAUCACCUCAGUGAGCAGCUUAUGAACUUCUCUGUGUCUUGUUUGUGCACGAACAAUGCAGUCCUGAAGUUUUUCACUAGAGAGAACACUUCCUCCUCCAUAUGGAAAAGAAAAAGAAUUUGCAACAAAGUCAGGUUCAUAUGUUUUUGAUGUAGAAAACAUCCAAAGAAUGGCAUUUGUUGGAUAUUUUAAAGUCAAUUCUGUUAAUGGCAAAAACUGGAAUUGGAUACUUCAGUAUUAAUAGUUUGACUGCAAAUCUUUUGAAGUGGUUUGAACACCUUCUUUGAAGGCUUUCUAAAACAGUGUUGAAAACCUAAAAAAAAUCAUGUAUAGAUUUAAAUAUUGAUCAACAAUUAUGCAAUACAACUGGACUAUUAUUGGAGACAUUUUUUAAGUCAAAAUUUCCGAUGCUUAAAGUAAUUGCACUUGGGUGAAUAAAAAUUCUAAAAACUUGAUUCAAAAAACAUAAUUCUAUUAGUCAAAGCCUAGGUUUUCUGAUUGCAAAUAAUUUUGCUCUCCAUUUUUACCAUAAGUUUUAAUAGGUUUUAAACAGCAUGUAGUUUUCAAACCAUGCAAAAUUAUAAGAAUCAGGUGGGGCUUUGGGGCACACAGCAAGAAAGACAAUGAAAAAAGAUUAAUCUGUGAGCCCACCAAUGAAGAGGAACAGCAGGUAAGUGAAAAUGUAGUGGAUCAUGAUCCUGAUGUUUCUGCUCUGGAUCGAUUGAUGAGGGAAGGUAGGGGAAAAAAAGCUAAUGGAUUGUGCUUUUAUGAAAUUGGAGAAAAUUUUUUUAGUUAGGAAAUAAUGUCUUUUGAUGUCAGAUUCCUGGAAGAUAGUGUUGAAAUCAUUUUACAAAAGGAUAAAAACAGCAUGAGCUAGAGCAGAUACAAAAUCAAGAUUGAGAGGUGCAGAACACAGGUGGAACAUAGAUUUUGGUAAUUGACUGGAAAUGAUAAAUGUUCCAUUAAGGAUCAGCUGAUACACUGAGAUUGUAAGUCAUUACUUUCAGUAUGAGCAUGUUAUUUUAAAUUGCCCAGGUCAUGGAAAAAUUACUUUAUGCUUAUUUUCAUUCCUUUAAGAAAGAAAAGGAUGUUUGUCAAUACUUGAUCAUUAUUUUAAAACAGAUGAGGAAACACUUAUUUAACUGCUCAGCUAAUACCUUCAUCAGCUGCUAUUCCAGUUGUAUUUCUGUGGUAAUUGAAGUCUUAUUUUUAAGAUUCUACCCAGAAUCAUGUCCUUUCCCUAAUGCAGUGCUAUAAUUUCAUGCUCUUCGAUAUACAUCUCUAUGACCAGUAAAGGCAGAUUAACCAACCAA